Molecule: messenger RNA, 1524 nt
Organism: Fragaria vesca subsp. vesca
Lineage: Eukaryota; Viridiplantae; Streptophyta; Magnoliopsida; Rosales; Rosaceae
Exons: 8
Coding region: 42-1259 (405 amino acids)
Biological process (GO): phosphatidylcholine biosynthetic process
Source: RefSeq, a predicted model, not a curated record
UCUCUCUCUUCCCUCCUUUUCAAUCGUCUCCGACGCCAAAGAUGUCCAACGGCGACGAAUCCAUGGAGGAGUAUUUGGAGCCCGUCGAAGAAGCUAAUGGGCAUUCGUUUUACAGAGUGAAGCAACGGAUAAAAGAUCGAUCCAAGAAAGUGGCGCAAACGAAAGAGAUUUUUUCGAAGCAAGCGGAGCAGACCAAGGAGAUCCUAUCAAAACAGGCUGUGAAGAUCGCUAAACAAGCUGAAGAGCAUGAAAAGUUCAUCAAUAAGGUGACUCAUCUUGUUGGGGUGCUUGGGUUUGGUGGCUUUUGCUUUCUGUUAGGAGCCAGACCUCAAGAUACUCGAUAUGUAUAUUGUUUGUUCUAUUUCAUCUUUGUUCCUCUGCGGUGGAUAUACUAUCGGUACAAGAAAUGGCAUUACUAUCUCUUGGACUUCUGCUACUACGCCAAUACCAUCUUUUUGGUUGACCUUCUUCUCUAUCCAAGGAAUGAAAAGUUUUUCAUGGUUUGCUUCUCAUUUGCUGAGGGGCCAUUAGCAUGGGCACUGAUUGUUUGGCGUUGUAGCUUGGUUUUUAGUUCACUUGACAAACUGGUUAGUGUCCUGAUACAUCUUUUACCAGGGUUAGUUUUCUUCACUAUUCGAUGGUGGGAUCCAACAACAUUUGCAGCUAUGCAUCCUGAAGGAUCUUCUGCUAGAGCUUCGUGGCCUUAUGUAGAAAGCAAAACUUAUCUGUGGACAUGGUUGUUUUUGGUGCCCCUGGUUGCAUACUCCCUCUGGCAGGCUUUGUAUUUUCUCAUUGUCAACGUUUUACGCAGACAAAGGCUGUUAAGGGAUCCUGAAGUGAUGACUUCUUACAGAGAACUUUCAAAGAAGGCACAGAAAGCAAACAAUAUGUGGUGGCGCUUAAGUGGUGUGCUUGGGGAUCAAAAUCGGUUGUUCAUGUACAUUCUGCUCCAAGCCAUAUUUACUGUGGCAACCAUGGCACUCACAGUCCCUAUCUUCUUGUCGUAUGAAUUACAUGUAAGUUUCCAGAUCCUGAAGGUCUGCACAUCUGUUUGGAAUGGAGGAAGCUUUUUACUUGAGGUAAUGCCUAGACAAGUGAUUCUCAAGGAGAAGAAGAAGAAAGCAGUAGUGGAACCAACAGAUGCACAGGUAGAACAAACCUUAGAAGUGCAGCCAACAAAAACACAGCUAGAUCAACCCUUAGACCAUGACGCAGCUGCCAGUACUUCUGUUGAGGCUUCCCAAACUUGCCAGUCCUAACAGCUGUGUCUUAAUCUCCAUGUUAGUCAAUCCUCUUCUGUUAUACAUGUUGUAUACCUAGAGGUAGCUUACUAGUAGAAAUUUACGUUUGUUUUACAGAACCAGGUAGGAAUGAUUGUUUUGUGUACAAAUUUAAGUUCUUUUUCUUUGUUUGGAGUGAGCAUCUACAGGACCCUCGUAUUGUACUCUUUUGUGCUAUGGUGCAAGACAAUCCUCCACUUUUGUUUGUUACAUGGGUAAGACCAUUGAUACCAAUAUCCAAUGG